AUGCUACUGCGUUUCGAGUCCAAGUUUGGUCAAUUUCGACUGAACGUCGAGCCCUCAGACACAUUCGGGGCUCUCCAGAGUAGGAUCCUAGCGAACCUAGCUCCCAACGCCGACCCCUCAUCUGUCAUACUUAGCAACAAGCCAGUCAGUUCAACAGCCAACACAGAACGUGAGAGAAGAUUAGCAGACCUUCCCAAGGUUCAGGUACAACAAGUCGGCCUCAAACAUGGCGACAAACUCUUUAUCGGCUUCAGCGAACAGGAGCAACUUUCGAAUGGGCAUGCGAAUGGCACCGUGUCAAAUGCACCACGAAAACUCAAUGGCACCAUCGCCAUACCCGAGCCCUCGGUCCCUGUCAUAGCACCCGAUGUUGCUUCCCCAACAUUAGUCAAGAAUCCUUGGGAGGCUGUUAGACAGACUCCUCUGGACGAUCGACUGGACAAGAAGGAUGGCAAAAUCAAAAGACCUCGGGAUCACAAGAUGUGCCGACAUGGGCCAAAGGGCAUGUGCGAUUACUGUCAACCUCUCGAACCUUACGAUCAAAAGUACCUCGACGAGAAGAAGAUCAAGCACCAGUCUUUCCACUCGCACUUGCGCAAGAUCAACCUAGCCACGAACAAACCAGAACUCAAGAGUUCCUAUAUGCCACCCUUAUCAGAACCAUACUUCCGAGUCAAGAAAGACUGUCCCUCAGGGCACCCACCAUGGCCAGAAGGCAUUUGCACCAAAUGUCAACCGAGUGCAAUCACUCUGAAGCCCCAAGAGUUUCGCAUGGUCGAUCAUGUCGAGUACGCAUCUGCCGAUAUUGUUGACAAAUUCAUGGAUUUCUGGCGCAAGUCGGGUGCGCAGCGCAUUGGCUUUCUGUAUGGACGUUACGAAGAAUAUGAAGAAGUGCCGCUAGGAGUCAAGGCUGUCGUCGAGGCCAUCUACGAACCACCUCAGAUGGGCGAAAUUGAUGGCGUCACUCUACUCGAAUGGGAAAAUGAAAAAGACGUCGAUGAAGUCGCGCGUCUCUGUGGCCUGGAGCGGAUCGGUGUCGUCUUCACCGACUUGAUGCCCCCGGAAGAUGGCGAAGGUCAGGCUGUGUGCAAGCGACACAUCGACUCCUUCUUCCUCUCAUCACUCGAGAUCGCUUUCGCGGCCAGAUACCAGGCCAAGUACUCCAAGCCCUCCAAAUGGAGUGAAACUGGUCGCUUUGGGUCAAACUUUGUCACCUGUGUAGUCACAGGAGACGAAGAUGAGACCAUCACGAUCAAAGCUUACCAGGCGUCCAACUCAGCAGUGGAAAUGGUGCGAGCCGACAUUGUGGAGCCGUCAGCAGACCCAUCCGUAAUGUUGGUGCAGUCAGAGGAUGAUGAAAGCAUAACGGGCAAGGCUCGAUACAUUCCGGAUGUGUUCUACCGCCGCAUCAACGAGUACGGUGCCAGCGUCCAAGAGAAUGCGAAACCCAGCUUCCCCGUCGAGUACCUACUGGUGUCAUUAACAGCCGGCAUGCCCAUCAACCCAAGGCCAAUGUUCUCGCGGAACACGUUCCCGAUCGAGAACCGCGAGGUUGUGGCGGCAGGACAAGAUCCACGCGACGUUGCCAAGCAGUUGCGAAGCUCAAGCGAAGAAAUCCAAGCGGUGUCCGACUUCCAUCUGCUGUGUUAUCUCCAUGGCAUGUCAGUGCUGAGCAAGGAGGAAGAAGCAAUGCUUUGCAAGGUAGCGGCCGAGCACGACGUUGCAGACGCGAUGCAACUGGCGCAUUCGUCCGGAUGGAAAACGCUCAUGGCAAUCCUGGACAACUAUGGUGAGCGGCCCCUUAAGCGUUCAUGGCUUUCUGCGACAGACGAAGACAUUCAACGGUCGAGCAGCCCUUCGGAACAGCUUGCUAAGCGAUUCAAGCAGGCUAGGAUUCAACCCUGA
This is a messenger RNA of Cyphellophora europaea CBS 101466, 1905 nucleotides long. RefSeq lists its product as uncharacterized. The transcript is spliced from 4 exons. Bases 1 to 1905 code for a protein of 634 amino acids. NCBI's taxonomy places the organism in Eukaryota, Fungi, Ascomycota, Eurotiomycetes, Chaetothyriales, Cyphellophoraceae. The record is from RefSeq and is a predicted model, not a curated record. Gene Ontology annotation, cellular component: nucleus. Gene Ontology annotation, biological process: ubiquitin-dependent protein catabolic process. Gene Ontology annotation, molecular function: ubiquitin protein ligase binding; ubiquitin binding.